Molecule: messenger RNA, 984 nt
Organism: Neurospora hispaniola
Lineage: Eukaryota; Fungi; Ascomycota; Sordariomycetes; Sordariales; Sordariaceae
Exons: 2
Coding region: 326-553 (75 amino acids)
Biological process (GO): DNA-templated transcription
Cellular component (GO): RNA polymerase II, core complex; RNA polymerase III complex; RNA polymerase I complex
Molecular function (GO): zinc ion binding; DNA binding
Source: RefSeq, a predicted model, not a curated record
CUUUGUCAAAGUCUGGAACUUUCUGCCUCAGCGUCCCGCCUUUUUUUACCUUUUGUUGUUCGCGUCCAGUUAAACUCGCCUGUGUAGGUAGCGCUCCGUCCCUCUCGUCGCAAACCACUCCACCGGUAAUUAUCCAUCAUCAUCAUCAACCGAACGACAUCAUUGUCGCAUUUCGCUAUACAUCGUAUAACAACGUCGUCGCCUCAACACGAAUACAAUCUUACACGUUACAUAACCGUCAUCCAAUCUAUCCGAGCAAACCCAACGACAAAUAAACCCAAAUUACAAAUACCACACCACCCCCAACACAACACAAACAAUCAAGAUGUCUUCCCGCGAGCAGUACCAAGUCCCCAACUCCCAGGGCUUCACCACCGGCGCCUCCAACAACGACGGCAACAGCGGUGGCAGCAGCGUCAUGUGGUACACUUGCGGCGACUGCGCGGUCCGCGUGCCGCUCGAGAAGGGCGCCCCUAUCCGUUGCCAGAAGUGCGGUGCGCGUGUUUUGUAUAAGGAGCGCACCAAGAGAAUGGUUCAGUUCGAGGCUCGGUAAAUGGUUUCUUAUUCGACUUUGUUCGACUUGGGGCCAAUAAAGGAGGUGUAGAAAAGGGUCGCUCUUCCUCGAUGCCGUAUCGGGCUGAAGUUUUCAUCCUAUCUGGACCGGCCGGGAUGUCCUGAUGCCCAAGGACGGGAGCCGAGUCAGCCUUGGAGGCAACGGGAACAUUUGUUGAGGGGAGCUGGGACCGUAGGAGACUCGAACCGUCGAUAUCUUGGUGUGAUUUUGCACCAUCAGCGGUGGCUUAGCAUGGCCCAGCCUUGAACCUACGGCUUGUUGUGGUCAGAAGAAGGGAGAUAUCAUAUUCAUCACAAUAUCAUGAUGGCGGCGUUCUGGGAAAUAUCGGUAGACUUGUGGGAAUUUAUACAAAGAAAGCAUUGCUUUUCAUCAUCGUCAUUAUCACCUAUCACCAGCAAAUAGAUCCGCUC